Molecule: messenger RNA, 699 nt
Organism: Caenorhabditis briggsae
Lineage: Eukaryota; Metazoa; Nematoda; Chromadorea; Rhabditida; Rhabditidae
Exons: 3
Coding region: 1-699 (232 amino acids)
Source: RefSeq, a predicted model, not a curated record
AUGACCCGUCGUGUGCUUCUUUUGUCCGCCGCUUCAGUCCUGAUGGCUGCUGCCGGGUACGCCCCAGAGCCAUCCUACUACAACAAGUACGGAGGAUACCACAAGGCGCUGGACAAGAAGCACGGAGGGUAUGAAGCCGAUCAAACGGGAUACGGUGGACACAACGGCAUGUCGGAUUACGGUAGCGAUCAGGGAGCAUACGGUCAUUACGAUGGGAAGUAUGGGGAGAGUGGAAAGAAGAGCGGAUCAGAGUACUACGCCAAGGGAGAUGAGCAUGGACAUGGAGAUGAGGCACAUGAGAAGGGACUCAAGAAGAAUGGAGAUGCCUACGGUGGAAAGAAAUUCUCCUACUUCACAUCUGGCUCUGGACCAUACGGAUCCUACCAAAAGGGUUAUUACGGAUCCGAUGGUUAUGAGCACGACGAUCAUAAGAGCAAAUAUUCAUCGCAUAAUGAGGAUAAUGGAUUCAAGAAGGGUUAUGAUGGUGCUGGUGCCGGACAUGAUGAUAAGUACACCAGUUAUGAUAAGGAAGACGGAGCACAUAAGAAACAUCACGAGAAGUAUUACAUCGGGAAGUACGGAGCCAAACAAGGCGGCUACGCCAAUCACGGACACAAUGAGGGAUGGCAAAAUCAGGCACAGAACAAUAAAUAUGGAUCCCGCGAAUCUGGAUCGGAGUACGGUCAUCCAUAUUAUUAG